GGCCAGAUUUUAUAAAGAUUUAGGCUCAGUGGGCGUUUCAGGUACGAUUAUACUUUAGUCACGUUCAGGCAUGCCUUUAAGGUUGAGUUAGCCUUUAAGCUAUUUGAAACAACAAACAAGUCGAUUGUCAUUUGCUAUACCAAUGAACUAAAUUGUCGCAUUACAAAUGCAUGAACAAACAUGUUCUAUAAUUUUGCUGGGUAUUUAUAUAGUUGAGCUGAUCACAAAAAGUAGUCUACUGCCUUUGUUUAUCUAGAUGUCAUACGAAAAUACGCCGUUUAAUUUUUAUCUAAACGAGUAAUGGAAAAUACAGAACGUACUACACAAACAUCGCUAAAGGUUAAGUCCUCAAAAUGUAAAGAUACGAUUCGAAAAUUGUACGCAGGGUUGGAAAAAAUCGCGCGAGCUGAGGAAUACAAGAUAGAUGACAAAAUGUUGGAGAGUAUUACAAAAGAUUUUAAACGAUUUUUUGAAAUCGGAAACAAAGAAUCGACGCGGACAGUAAAACCAAAAUUUCGACAUUUGUUUGAAAAAGAAAUACUUAAAGGAAUGUUUACUGAUCAGCACAGAGCCAUUUCAUUGUUGGAGAAAAAGGAGGAUAGUCCUAUCAAUGGUGAUACCCUUCUUCUACGAGCAAUGUCAAUAAAUGUGGAAAAAGAAAGCGCACAGGACAAAAUCCUUAACAGUAUAAUAGAAAUACUGGUGACAAAGUGUCCCGAGUUGAUUGUGUUUGCUAAAAACAAUGCAGGCUACGAAGGAAUAACACCCGUGCAUCUCGCUAUCCUUAAAGAGGACAUAGGCAUUUUGUCAAGAAUGGCAAGUACUCUUCAAGAAAUAGACGAACUAAGACUCUCAAAGGAAAAAAUACAGGGCAUUUGCGCUGUAGGACCUGUAUUUCAAGACACGAUCAUGAUGUCUGGAACUCCACUUGGAGUUGCUGCAUUAAAGUUCAAUAAAGAGAUGUUCGCUGUCGUACUUCAACACUUUGCUUCAGGCCUGGAUGUUACAAACGAUAAAGGUGACAACAUUGUUCAUUCACUGAUAAAGUAUGCUUACUUACAGCCAGACAAACUCAAUGAUGUUCUUGAAAUGCUAAGCUUCGUGUUACAUUGUAAAUUCGUCACGACAGAUCCCAUAUUUGAGGAAAAGAAGUGGAAAAUUAGAAAACAGGCACGCAAAUUGCUGAUGAUGACGAACCAGGAAAAAUUAAAUCCCUUGCAACUUGCCGCCAAAAAACAGCAGUUUCGCAUUUUUGAAUUUAUCAUGCAAAGCGAAGUCUAUCACUCAAGAGAAUCUGGCGAUGGUCUUUUUAAUGAGGAAGUUUAUGAUAUCACUGAAAUAGAGACCCUAAACCUAGAAGAAGACGCUGAAGAAAACGAAGAAGAGCAUAUCAAACACGAACAACAUGAAUCCGUUCUUGAGUAUCUUGUCCAUCACCAAACAAAGAACGCUUUCCUGUUUGCAGAUUUCAUGCCUGUGAAAGAAGUGAUUAGGGGAAAAUGGAAGAGUUAUAAAUGGUGGUUCAAUGGCUGGUUUGUCAUCCAUAUAAUUGGUAUGGUCCUUCUUUCCGUCGCUGCUGUGUACAGGUCAAAGCUUACAGGGCCUGUAUCUCGAAAUAACACAGCUGACUUUGCCUAUGUUGUUACUAGAAAUACAUUUGUCACCGGAGUUUCAAUUAUCGGUCUACUUCUAGGAUUAUCGUACCUAGCUAUGGAGAUAUCAAGAAUACUUAUUUCACGUUUUCAAUUCAAGGCAUAUUCAAAUGUUAUGAAACGUGUUUUGCGACAUUUUAGCGCACCAUAUUCAAACUUCAUUUUCAGAAUUUACUUCAUUUUAUUUUCUCUUCUGCUUAUAGUCGAUUGCGUUAUCGCUGCGAUCGAUGCCUCGGGGUCUUUGUCGGGUUAUGAAAAUUACUGCUUGAUCUUUGCUGUAAUUGUUGGUUGGUAUCUUGUGAUGUUCUUUCUGCAGACCUUUAAGGCAUUUAGUAUGUUUACUGUCUUGAUUCAGAAAGCAGUAAUAGAUAUGCUGAAAUUCGCCCUUGUUAUGGCAUUUUUUCUUGUGGCGUUUUCUGUAGCAAUGUAUAUGAUUAUGCAAGGUGCGGAUACUGAAGAUGACGAUUUUCAUGCCUUUAGUACAACAAUGCUAAAAAUGUCGACUAUCAUGCUCGGUAUUGGCGAACUAGGAAUUUUGUUUCAAGCCCGACAUCCGUAUCUAGCUAUUUUUGUUUUUGUUCUGUUUGUGCUGUUGACAACAAUCCUACUCUUGAAUGCACUGAUUGCUAUGAUGUCAAAUUCCUGUACCGAUCUAAUGAAUGAUUGUGGAGGUGUUGUAGCUUCAAAGCUCCAUUGUCGUCUGCAGAAGCUGUCCGUUAUUCUUUUUCUCGAAGGGUUUUUUCCACGAUGUAUCUGUAAGGAAGUUGGUGUCAAGAAGAGAAAAUAUAGAUACGACAAUAAUGAAUGGGUUCGUAAUAAGCAGAGAAGAAUAUGGGCCAGGAGCUCAGUUCAUGACCAUGGAGGUACAGAAACCGAAAAAUCGCCCGAUCCGUUAAAUCUUACUUACCAGUCACAGGGUAUUGUGUCUUCAAUAAUGCAGCAGUUGAAUCCAGAAAUCAAAGAAAAAAUGAAACAAGGUACCAGAAUUUAUCCCGCAACUUCAAGCACAACAAUACUUGAGCCAUCGCUUAAGCGGUCACUGAGUAAUACAAGAAAAACCGAUAUAACAAAAAUCAGUGACAGAACGUGUGACGUGUGUCAACAAAGUGGCGUGCAACUCGAGGAAACAGAGGCAGUAGCAGAGGAAUUUGAUGAAAAGGAAUCGUAUUGAUGUUUAAAUUAAUGGCCACUCUGUUCACCAGACAGAACAUCUGCGACUUCUUCUACUUCUAAGGUGCUUUCUCACUGGUAACACAAGAGCGUCGUCAAAACAGCGGCCCGAUAUCACUAAGCAAGGUUAUCGUAGAUGUAGAGCCUUUCCUUGCACGUUUCAUACAAAAUGUUCGUCGAAAUUUCAAUAAAAAAAAUAAGGAGAACGGAUAUAUAUAUUUAAAAUUACAAUAGCAUGUUCAUUGUUUAAGAAGGACAAAAAACGUUGUUUACCACGUGUGUAAUGAAUUACCAUAGAGUUUGUUACAUAACUGCGAAAUAAUCAGACAUUGUGUAUAUGUUUAAAAGGAUAAGAAACAAUUUUACCUUUUUAUAUUCACAUUUUCACAGCUUGUUUAAGGUCUGUAUGUCUGCAAGUCUUUUAUGUACAACACUGUUUAGCUGAUUUUAAUAUGCUAACUUGUGUAGUUUGUAAUUGUACUGUGUUGAUUUGUUUUAAAACAAUAAGGCGUGUUAGAUUUAAUUAGAUUUCAUUAAAUUAAUUUGAAUAGAACGUUGAUAUUUUUGCAAGUAAUGAUUUCGAUAAUCCUAGUUUGUUUGAGUUUUUGUAAUAGUUAUGGGUACUUGAUUAAUGAUGCAAUUGUGUAUUGUUAUGAUAAAAUGAUCUUUUUUCAAGCUUCACUAUAAGUCAGUCUGUAUACUACAAUGUAAUUCAAUACAUCAGAUUAAACUUCGUUUAGAGACCGCCAGUACAUAAGAAAAUCGUCUUUAUAUAUUUGGUUUAAACAUAUUUUAUUCCCAAAAAUAUACAAAAUUAUAUUGAAAUACAAACAUUACAUGUACAGUAGAUGAAAAGGAUUAGAACGAAAGACAAGUCUUAUAGAGUUCUGCUCCUUAUAUAUUUAGAUACUAAUCAUUAGAUUUUCUUAUUUAUCUGCAAUCUCAUUUCUUUCACUGAGGAGCCUCGAAACAAAACAAUGUCAAAUCAAAUUGGUUUUUAAAAGUUUGCAAUCAGUAUAAAUAAAAAUCAGAAAAAUGCAACUUAGCUGACGAUUCGGCAAUCAAUUUUACGAUUUUUUUCUGUAUUUAAUGAUAUUCGUAUAUGUUUUCCCGCCUGUGUUGUUUUGACUUGCAUUCCUUUUUGCUCUGCUUUGUCUGUGGAUGUGCUCGCGUGUAUGCAUACAUACAUAGAUACAUAUUUACUUACAUACGUAUAGGGGGACUGUGUUUUGGUCUUGUGCGCGUUUAUAGUUUACGGUCUAGGGAGGGAGACUGCGUUUAGGAGCGUAGCUUUUCUUUUGAAUAUUCAUCGUUGCUUUUACCACUCAAAAUCCAACCCAUUUCUUUACCCCCUACCCGUUUUUGUAUCGUGUGUAUAAUUUAAAUGUACUUGAUGUUUUAUAUUUUUCCACUACAGGUUCUAUUUGUUGCGGGCCAAGUUCUGAUACAUGGCUCCGACCGUGUUAACUGUGCUCUGUGCUUCAAAUUAGAUAUAAAAUAUCCUUGCUUUUCAUUGUUAUCAAUAAUAUAAUAUUCAAUGUUUAUCGCCAGGUAUAAAUGCAAUGCAACGAUUUGAUUUAUAGUGACAAAUCAACCACUAAACGAUUUGCCUUGAUCAUAAUUGAUAUGUUUCGUGUUCGUUGGGUUUAACGUCACAUUGGCACAGUUAUAAGUCAUAUGGUGAUUUUACAGCUUGUUCUGGUGGAGGAAGACCCAGGUGCCACUCCGGGUAUUACAUCAUCACGGGUGAGCACUUUGGUAGAACCAUCAACCUUUCGUACGCCAGCUGGGUGGCUUCCUCACAUGAAAUUCUCUUUACCCUGAGCGAGGCUCUGUUAGGGGAAAGGGAUUCGAAGUCAGCGACCUCAACCACUCGGCCAAGAAAGCCCUGAUCACAACGAAAAAUAACUGUUUUGUUUUAAAAUUUGCAAAGCUUGCUAAAUCAUUCAAGGACACCACCAAGGCGGUUAAACGUGAUAUUCAGUUAUCACACUGAUAAAGAUUGUAGUCUAAUUGAUAAUUCACAAGUCUUAAUAUUAUUAUGAAGAAACGUACAAAAUCUGGAUUUUUUUCAUGGAAAUGUAAAACGGAAUGCAGAUUUAAAUUGUUUUUAAAAUUAACAUAUAAUUCACACUGUCUUAAGUAUUAUAAAGACGGUAACCCGUUGUCACAAACAUUUUCAGAAAAAAAGAGAAAAGAAUGUAGAAUUAUGCUUCUUUCUGAUUAUCAAUAGAAGACAUAUAUUUCAAAGAGGAUGAUGUCACAUAAUCUGCAAUUUUCUGAAUCUGCCAGAGUUUUUCAUUGAACCGAGUUGAAAAAUUCCUCCAUUGUUUGAAAUGCAUUUAGUAGUAAAAUGGCUUAUUUCCUUUAUUGUAGGAAGGCACGGUCAUAGAAAAUAGAUAAAUUAUUUUGUCAGCUUCCAUGCAAUGAAUUAAAAUGUUUUAUACGGUUUAAAAAAAAUGUGUACUUGUACGUAUUGAUUCUUUUAAAUCUGUUUCACAAAUAAAGACUUUGUCUUCUGUACUGGUUUCAAUUGUGUGUGUGUGUGCGUUUGCGUGUGUAUGCGUGUGCACGUGUGUGUGUGUUUAUAUAUCCGUUUUCGAAAACCCGGACGUAUUAUGUGAUGAUGCAUGCCUUUCUCCAUCUGAAUUGAUGCAUAAUGCAUAAAUGAAAAAACAUUCAAGGUGUUGACUUAAAUCUUGGCAUAUAUAGUGAGUGAUAAGACAAUAUACAGAGUGUGAUAAUCCACAUUCAUUUACUUAUCGAAUUUUAUUUAGGAAUGUUUAUAGUUAUCCGUCAUUUUAUCAUUAAAAUGACAAUAUUUCAAUUUAAAAUCUGGUAAGGUUAAAACAUCAAUAGUUUAAAAAUACAGAUUAAAUAAGUUUACAUGUAAUGCAGACAAAAAUGUUAUUCAAACGAGUUUAUGUAAACAACAGUACAGUCAAAACAUGCAAUAAAGGCAAAGGUUGACGAAAUCUACUCUCUUCUAUGCAUACAUAGUUGCGUUACAUGGGGGUAAUUACAACAAACUUGUUGGAUCAUGCGUAAUACAAGUGAGAAACAGUGCAACGGAAUGAAGUCAUUAUAUUGUUUGAUAGAAAAAUUGCCUAAAUUUCUAAAUCGAAUAACUUUUGUUCUCGCAAUAUAUGAACAUACUUUAAUGUAGAUUACGUGUUUGAACAAGAAAACUUUACAACUGUAAGAAACAUGUUACUCAUACUCUUGUCUAUUUCAGUCUCAAUCUCGAUAAUUUUACUCUAAAGAUAAGGCCAAUGCUUUAUACCUUUUAAUGAGAAAAUAAUAAUACAGAUAGUUUACAAUUUAAUAAGUGUUUAACGGCUCAAAAUGCCUUUGUUUAAAAUGUGAUUGCCACAUUCUCUGUUAUGAACAUGAAAUAUGUAAGUUUCUUGCUAAAUCCUCUUUACGAUAAUUGCAUUCUCUAUUUUUAGUCAAAGGUAUGAAUAUUGAUGAAUAAAGUAGAAAGACUUA
Messenger RNA from Mercenaria mercenaria, 6311 nucleotides. Its product is annotated as transient receptor potential cation channel subfamily V member 6-like. The record is from RefSeq and is a predicted model, not a curated record. Gene Ontology annotation, cellular component: membrane. The coding region runs from base 301 to 2823 and encodes 840 amino acids. Gene Ontology annotation, biological process: calcium ion import across plasma membrane. The transcript is spliced from 3 exons. Gene Ontology annotation, molecular function: calcium channel activity. NCBI's taxonomy places the organism in Eukaryota, Metazoa, Mollusca, Bivalvia, Venerida, Veneridae.